AGAGAGCAGAUAUGAGAGUUCCUUAUACUACAACUACUUGUCUUCACCUUCUCAUUUCUCUGUUUCUCUUACUAUGUUCAGUCUGUUAUGGGUACAGUGAUCUUCAAGUUCUGUUGAAGCUCAAAUCUUCUAUGAUUGCUCCCAAACGUUCAGGACUCGAAGACUGGCAACCAUCAUCUAAUUCCACUGCUCAUUGCUCCUUCUCUGGGGUUUCAUGCGAUGAAAACUCACGUGUAGUCUCUCUGAACGUGUCGUUUAUGCCUCUCUUUGGUACGAUUCCGCCGGAGAUUGGCCUGUUAAACAAGCUUGUGAACCUCACAAUUUCCAACGUUAAUCUCACCGGGGAACUCCCUUUAGAGAUGGCCAAACUAACUUCUCUCAAGGUUUUCAACAUAUCCAACAACGUCUUUAAAGGCAAUUUCCCUGGACAAAUCGUUCUUGGAAUGACAGAGCUUGAAACUCUCGACGUUUACAACAACAAUUUCACCGGUCCACUUCCCACUGAGAUUGUAAGCCUCAAAAAUCUCAAACACCUCACUUUUGGCGGCAACUACUUCACCGGCGAGAUUCCAGAGAGUUAUUCAGAGAUUCAGAGUUUGGAGUACCUGGGCUUAAACGGUAAUACACUUACCUGUAAAGUCCCAGCAUUUUUAUCUCGGUUAAAGAACCUCAGAGAAAUUUAUAUCGGUUACUUCAACAUCUACGACGGGGAAAUCCCGCCUGCUUUUGGAACGCUGAGUGAACUCCGAGUUCUCGAUAUGGCUUCCUGUUACAUUUCAGGUGAAAUUCCUUCUAGUCUAAGUCAAUUAAAGCACCUGCACUCAUUGUUCCUUCAGAUGAACCACCUCACAGGUCAUAUACCUCCUGAACUCUCCAAUUUGAUUAGCUUGAAAUCUCUUGAUCUCUCCUUCAAUUCACUCACCGGGGAGAUACCCGAAAGUUUCUCUGCGUUAACAAGCAUCAAGCUGAUCAAUCUGUUCAAGAACAAUUUGUACGGUCCAAUUCCCGCGUUCAUUGGAGAUCUUCCGAAUCUUGAGGUACUUCAGAUAUGGGGAAAUAACUUUACACUGGAGCUCCCUCAGAAUCUUGGCCGGAAUGGGAAGCUCAAGAUGCUCGACGUUGCAUCGAAUCGUCUCACCGGGAUGAUUCCUCGUGAUUUAUGCAAAGGAGGGAAGUUGAAGUUGUUGAUUGUGAUGGACAAUUUCUUCUUUGGUCCAAUUCCUGAAGAGUUGGGCGAGUGCAAGUCUCUGAUCAAAAUCCGAGUAAUGUUUAACUUCCUUAAUGGAACAAUUCCUGCUGGAAUUUUUAAUCUGCCAUCGUUGAAUAUGAUGGAGUUAGACAACAACUUGUUAUCAGGCGAACUUCCAGAAAAGAUGUCAAGUAGCUCUCUCAAUCAGUUGAAAGUGGCUAACAAUAGUAUAACCGGGAAAAUUCCUCCAGCAAUCGGAAAUUUGCUGAAUUUGAAUAUCCUGUCUCUCCAUAACAACAGAUUUGAUGGUGAAAUUCCCAAGGAGAUCUUCAAUCUCAAGCAUAUUGCGACGGUAGACAUUAGUGGCAACAACAUUAGCGGUGAAAUCUCCCCUUCAAUUUCCAAUUGCAUUUCUCUAACGUCAGUUGAUUUCAGUGGAAACAAGCUCGAUGGGGAGAUUCCAAAAGGGAUUGUUGAGUUGAAAGAUCUGGGCAUUCUUAAUUUCUCAAGAAACCAGCUCACUGGUCCAAUACCAAAUGAAAUUCGAUAUAUGACGAGUCUCACAACUCUUGAUCUCUCAUAUAACAAUUUCUUGGGUAAUAUUCCCAUUGGAGGUCAGUUUCUUGCGUUCAACAUGACCACGUUUGAAGGAAAUCCCAACCUGUGUUUCCCGCCUCAGGUAACUUGCCCAGCAUUGUUAAAGUCAGGUAAACAUUCAGGCCACAACCAUGCGGCAUCAUUUGGUACUUCAAAGCUAGUGAUCACAGUCAUUGCCUUAGUCACUUCUUUGUUGUUGAUUAUCGUCACUGUUUAUAAAUUAAGAAAGAAGAGACUUCAGAAAUCAAGGGCGUGGAAGCUCACUGCAUUUCAACACUUAAAUUUCAAAGCUGAGGACGUGCUUGAGAGCUUGAAAGACGAGAACAUAAUCGGCAAAGGCGGUGCUGGGAUUGUCUACCGUGGGUCCAUGCCAGACGGUGUUGACGUGGCAAUCAAACGGUUGGUAGGUCCAGGGACUGGACGGAGCGAUCACGGUUUCUCAGCGGAGAUUCAAACUCUUGGUCGAAUCAAGCACAGAAACAUCGUGAGAUUGUUUGGUUAUGUGUCAAACAAGGACACCAACUUAUUAUUAUACGAAUAUAUGCCGCUUGGAAGUUUAGGAGAGUUGUUGCAUGGGGCAAAGGGAGGGCAUUUGCAGUGGGAAACGAGAUAUAAAAUUGCUUUGGAGGCUGCUAAGGGGCUGUGUUAUCUACACCAUGAUUGCUCGCCCUUGAUUAUUCACAGGGAUGUCAAGUCUAACAAUAUAUUGCUUGAUUUCGAUUACGAGGCUCAUGUGGCUGAUUUUGGCCUCGCCAAGUUCUUGCACAACCCAGGUGACUCUGAGGGCAUGUCAGCCGUUGCUGGUUCCUAUGGUUACAUUGCGCCAGAGUAUGCCUACACGCUAAACAUAGACGAGAAAAGCGACGUUUACAGUUUCGGUGUUGUACUGCUAGAGCUAAUAGCUGGGAAAAAGCCAGUGGGAGAGUUUGGAGAUGGAGUGGACAUAGUGAUGUGGGUCAGGAACACCAGAUCAGAACUCUCUCAACCGUCUGAUGCAGCUGCUGUGAUGGCAGUAGUGGACCCGAGGCUUAGUGGGUAUCCACUUGCAGGUGUCAUUCAUCUGCUCAAAAUAGCUAUGAUGUGCGUUGAGGAGGAACCCUCUACUCGACUCACCAUGAGGGAAGUUGUCAACAUGCUGGCCAAUCCUCACCAGUCUACUCCAAGCCUCAUCACCCUUUAGUUAUAUAUAUAUAUGGUUUUGGGAGGUUGGUUUGAGUAAAUAAAAACCAAAGCAAAUUGUAAUAAUUUUGUCACAAGAAAGCCACACUAACUUCAAUAGUGGGACAAGGUUGUGUGUGUGUUUGUUUGGUGAAAUAUUCUUUCACUGCCUGUAAAAUUCUGAUUUCGGUUCUUUAUUUUGUCUUUGUUUGUAAAAGCCAAUGAGCGAGCUACUUUU
This is a messenger RNA of Pistacia vera, 3182 nucleotides long. Its product is annotated as receptor protein kinase CLAVATA1. The record is from RefSeq and is a predicted model, not a curated record. Bases 12 to 2966 code for a protein of 984 amino acids. Gene Ontology annotation, biological process: protein phosphorylation. Gene Ontology annotation, molecular function: protein binding; ATP binding; protein kinase activity. NCBI's taxonomy places the organism in Eukaryota, Viridiplantae, Streptophyta, Magnoliopsida, Sapindales, Anacardiaceae. The transcript is spliced from 2 exons.